GACGGCAACGCGCAAUUCACUGCACCCACAACACGACGGUGCCCUGCAUCGACGACGCUUGAUAUCCACUUGGAGAGACUACGCGACCACAGAGACGGUGGAAAUGGAGAGCGCGUCCAAGCGCAAAGCUGCCAGCGCUGCUGUGGGUGACCACGACAGUCGCCCUGCAAAGCGACAGAAAGGGCCGGCCGAGACCAAUGCCAACUCCGAGACGGCCGAAUCGACGACGACUCAGGGCUUGAAGUUCUUAGAGAGCUUGAGGCAAGCAAAGGAUAAGACCGGACGCCCUAUCGCAGGUCACUUCCUGACGCUCCCCAACAAGAGCGAACUUCCAGACUACUACGUCCAUAUCAAGCUUCCUAUUGCCAUAGACACUAUCGAGGAUAAGCUCAACAACGGAGGGUACACGAGCCUCGCCCAAGUCGAAAGCGACUGCAAACGCCUUGUCAAUAACGCGAAGGCCUACAACGACAAAAAGUCGCUCAUAUACGAGGAUGCCGAGCGGCUACGGAAGACGGCGUCAAACUGGAUGGUCAAACACAACCCAGCCUAUCGAGACAACAACUAUGUUGCCGUAGCUACACCGGUGCCUGGUGAGGACAACUCUCUCCCAGGAAAGCCCAUCCCCCGCAUUGCGUCGACGCCGAGGGCUGUCCAUACGCCUGUAGCUACCCCAGACACUACCGAGCGCCCUCGACGAGCGGCUGCUGCCGCGCAGUCGGCCACUCCUGCACCAUCGAAGCUUCGACAGUCGGCAUCUGCUGCCCUAGAGGAGGAUGAUGACAACCCAGAUUUCACUGGGAAGACGUUUCAACAGGCGCAAGAGCAGAUUCUCCGAGAGAUAAUCGACUACGAGGACGGCGGCUUGCAGAUCUUUGUACCGUUCCAAAACUUGCCCAGUCGGAGCCUGAAGGACUACUACCAGCUGAUUAAGGAUCCCAUGUCGCUGACUGCCGUGCACAAGAAAAUCCGUGGUGUGGUUGGGCGUGAAGCACCCACAGGAAAUACAUUACUCAAGAGCUGGAAUGCCUUUGAGGAUGCAAUGAGUCUGAUUUGGAAAAACGCUCGUAUCUAUAACGAAGAUGGAAGCGAUAUCUUCAAUCUCUCACUAGAGCUCGAGGAAAUAUUCCACAAGAAGCUCAGGGAGGCCAAAGCCAAGGUCGACGAGCCGCCGCAACCAAAACUCAAACUCAAUAUGACAAGCGGUGCAGCAGCUCCCAAGCAGCAGCUGAAGCUGAAGCUUAGGCAGAGUCCAGGAUCCGACCCCAAUACCCCAGCUGCACGUAGCUCUGCUACACCUGGCAUCAUUGUGGACAGCGAGGCUCUCCAACGGCAGCAACGACACGUCCUCGACAGCAUGAAAAGCAAUCGAUCAUCACGGCCGGUAUCAGCAGGAAAGGCUGGGACACCGUCAGCGGCAACGAACCCAUUCAAUGGACCCAGAGGCGGCUCUGCUACUGUUGCACCACUUCCUGCCGUGCAGACUAGGAUGGCAGGUUCACCGCCAGCAGUCAAUGGCGUCAAGCAAGAUGUACAGUCUCCUGCACUAAGUGCAAUCAGGCCAGCAAGUACCAGGUCGGACAGCCAUGAUCAGCAUCCCAGUGUUCCAGCACAAACACCACUUCCAGUCAUGGCUCCACCCCACACAAUGACUCGGCCGGCAAGCGGCAGUCCACAUCCGAAUGGUAUCAGUCAACAGACUGGCGCUUAUAAUACUCCCUAUCAACCACCGAGUUACUAUGUCCCUCCAGCAGCACCUCGCGUCGAUAGCUUUAGGAAGGUCCCAUUAGAGAACUUCGAUGGGGCUUUGAUCCCGAAGAUCACACUGAACACGCAUCCCGCGCUCAACCUGUCCAAACCAUGGUCGGUCGAUAUCAUGGCACACAAGCAGAAGACGGCUCAUAGCGUUACCAUCGUCACCUCGCCAACAAACUCAUAUCUUCAAAUCACACCCAAAGUUCCCAUCGCUCUUACAAGCCGCCUGUACCGCCUCUUCGUCACUGUAAACGGCAACCGAACACUCGAAGUCAACCGCGUCCCCGUUACCGCAGGGAUUAACGGCAGUAGUCCUGGUCCCGGCUACGAUGGUGGCAAGAAGAAAGGCGAACCAGUGUUUGAGGCAAAGCUUCUUGGUGGUGUCAAUCGCAUCGAAGUCGAGCUUGUUGCGGAGAAAGAUCGUAAGGGUCAGCCAGAGACGGGUAAUGCGAAAGACCAGAUUGAGAUUGAGAAGUGUACGAUUUUCCUACAUUUGAUGCGACUAUCGUCGUACUAGUUUCACAACAGCAGCGAGGUGUCUAGGGAGAUGAGAAAUCUAUCAGAGAAGUGGAGAGUUGAGGACCGCCGGUACCCUAAGAUUCUUUUCAUAGGCAUAAGAUAUCCGGAUACAUGGGCGUUUGGGCAAGGUACUGCAAGCAUUAGCGACGGGUCAUCGUCACAUCAUGGGAUCUUUUUUUGCGUUUACCAAACGGGUUAGGACCGGUGCAAGCCUCGAGACACCGGCUAUGCAAUGCUACUACCUACACAUGGGGUGGCUUUACCGGCUAUUGUGCCGUGCUUAGUAGUAAUCGUUAGAGCUAUGAAUAGCAAAUCUUUGAAUACUGUAGCUCAUUGGCGUCGAAUGAGAGGUGAGUAGACGUGGCAGGCU
Messenger RNA from Cucurbitaria berberidis CBS 394.84, 2644 nucleotides. RefSeq names its product Bromodomain-containing protein. The transcript has 8 exons. Gene Ontology annotation, biological process: chromatin remodeling. The coding region runs from base 104 to 2272 and encodes 722 amino acids. The record is from RefSeq and is a predicted model, not a curated record. Gene Ontology annotation, molecular function: protein binding. Lineage: Eukaryota; Fungi; Ascomycota; Dothideomycetes; Pleosporales; Cucurbitariaceae. Gene Ontology annotation, cellular component: RSC-type complex.